AGCUCUGGCCCUGAACUGCAGUGCGCCGAUUAACGAUAAAGAGGGUGCCGAAGCCAAGGAUUGGCGAGCUGGGAAACCAGUUCGAGUGGUGCGGAACAUGAAGGGAGGCCGAUACAGCAAAUAUGCCCCCACAGAUGGAAAUCGUUACGAUGGGAUCUAUAAGGUAGUUAAAUAUUGGCCCGAAACAGGGAAAUCUGGCUUCUUGGUUUGGCGUUACAUGCUCAGGAGAGACGAUGAAGAGCCAGCCCCUUGGACCAGAGAAGGCAAAGAGAGGAUGAAGAAACUUGGCCUGACCAUGCAGUAUCCCGAAGGGUACCUGGAAGCGGUUGCAAACAAAGAUAAAGAAAACAGCAAGAAAAUAGAAGAAGAAUCCCCAGUUCAAGGGAAGAGGAAAAGGAAAUCCGGAAACGAUUCGGACCUUUGUGCCUCUCCUGCCACGACCCCAAAGAAAACUAAAGUUGAAGUCUACAAACUCACUCCCCAGCAGAAGGCUCUCAUCAAAGACGAUGAAGCCAACACCAAGUUGUGGAAUGAAGCACUAGAUGCCCUUAAGGAAGGACCGAAAUUCCUGAGCAAAGUGGAGGAAACCUUUCUGUGCAUCUGCUGCCAAGAGGUGGUUUUCCGACCAAUCACCACGGUGUGCCAGCACAACGUAUGUAAGGAUUGCCUGGAUCGAUCUUUUCGAGCCAAAGUCUACAGCUGUCCAGCCUGCCGCUACGAUCUCGGCAAAAACUAUACGAUGGAAGUCAACCAACCCCUGCAGGAUCUUCUCGUUCAGCUCUUCCCGGGUUACGGCAACGGACGGUGAUUCUGUAAAGCACUUCUCAUUUCCGUUUUUGGAGUUUAGUUCUGUUUUUGUCUUGCCCCUUCGGGAAAAAAAAAAACGUGUGUGAUUUUGGUGGGGUUUUAUUUAAAUAAAUAACCUUUUGGAAAAACUUCUGUCUCCGUUCCCCCUUCCCAGCCCCCCCUCCAAAAAAAAAAAGCUAAGAUUGAGGAACUUGCUUUUAUAAAUAUAUAUAUAUUAUUUUGGUAGCAUUUCCAAUUAACAUAUAUACAGAUCAGAGCAUAGGUCGAAGGGAACCUUACAUUGCUUGUCAGAAACCUGCUAUUAAAUUGGAGCGAAGCCAUUCUCUCACGAAUCAAAUCUUGUAUGUAGCUCAAUUGCUAGAACAAUCUUCUGAAGCAAUGGAUCCAGGGCCAUAAGUUUGAAGUGUUUUAGCUGUUUUUAAGGCAGCAUUUUUGGUGUGCUUCUGUGUAAUGCGGCUUGGGCUUCAGCGUUUUCCCUCGGUUGUGUCGAGACUCCAUUGUUUUAUUUGUGUGUAUUGUUUAUUUUUGUUUUUAAAAGCAACAGUUCUUCCUUAUCAACCGUUUGUCUUAAGAGCCUUUAUGCAAAACGGCUACCUCUGCCUUUGUAUCUGCCAGCCAGGUGCUGCUUCCUAAUUUUUGUGGUGUCUUAUGGGAACAUAUAAAAGCCAUUGAAAAGGACAAUUUAACAGUCCUCUUUGCUGAUCAGACUGAUCUCUGAACCCUUUAAAAAAAAAAAACACCGAACUCCAAGCUGCCAGAGGAAAGUUUUGUUCUUGGAAUGAUCAACUGUAAUAUUAUCAUUCUGUAUCGUUAGUUUUAGAUGAUCAUCUUGCAGUCCGCAUGCGUGUUUCUUAACCUGCUAAUUCUGAAUUUUCUAGUUUUGCUUAGGAUGGGAAACUAGAUAUGUAACUAGUUUUUGAAUGGAAAAUCUUGACUAUAUAUUCAGCGGUCAGUUGUUUCUCACCUCAACAGUCUCAAUACUCUACAGUGAAUACCUCAACAUAAUAAAUAAACCAGGGUUGCUAAAUAAAUCACUCUUCACGCUAAACAGACUGGAACAAAUGUACUUGUUUUUUUUGCAUUUUUAUAAAUCUGUAAUAAUGUUCAGAAGCAAGCAACUUUUUUUACCUUUCUGAAUUAUGCUAAUUUUGUACAAACAGAAGUUCUCAAAAUAAAAUACAUUUCCUAUCAAAAA
Molecule: messenger RNA, 2002 nt
Organism: Pantherophis guttatus
Lineage: Eukaryota; Metazoa; Chordata; Lepidosauria; Squamata; Colubridae
Source: RefSeq, a predicted model, not a curated record